UUCUCCGCGACGCGUGUCAUCGAAUGUAGAUAUGGCCUCAAAGAGAAUUUACCCUGCAAUUCGAAUAUCUACUGUAAGAAAUGCCCUUCACCCGCAACGACUAUACGGUGGCAUGGAUCUGCGCCUUGCCGCUGGAACUGGCAGCCGCCAAGGCCAUGCUGGACAAGCUUCACCCUCCUCUCCCCCAGCCAGAGACCGACCACAAUGUCUACACAUUGGGGAGGGUUAACAGCUACAAUGUGGUGGUGGCCUGUCUGCCUGGUGGGGUCUACGGGACCAUCUCCGCCACAGCUGUGGUCUCACAUAUCAUCUCCACCUUUCGGAAUAUCCGGUUCGGAUUGAUGGUGGGGAUUGGAGGUGGAGUCCCGAGCCAAAAGGCUGACAUUCGUCUUGGGGACGUGGUGAUCAGCAAGCCAACAGCCACGUCAACUGGUGUGAUCCAAUAUGACUAUGGCAAGACCCUGCGUGACGGACGAUUCCAGCAUACCGGGUCGCUCAAUAAACCUCCCUCGGUGUUGUUGAAGGCCAUGUCCCAAAUGGAGAGUGAUUAUAUGACCGGGAAGAGACUGGUUAACGAAAUCUUGACGGAGGUAUUGCACAACCGGGAGGAAAUGAGAGAGCAAUUUUCGCGACCGCAAGACGACUGGCUAUUUCAACCAACAUACACUCAUGAGGAGAGCCAACACAACUGCUCGGCUUGUGAUCCGACCAAGUUGGUGAAUCGUCCCGAGCGGAGAACCGAUGCCCCUUAUUUUCAUUAUGGCUUGAUUGCUUCCGGAGAUCAGGUCAUGAAAGACGCCAAGUCUCGAGAUGCCAUUGCUCAGGAUCUAGACAUACUCUGCUUUGAGAUGGAGGCUGCUGGGCUCAUGGACGAACUCCGGUCACUUGCUAUUCGAGGAAUCUGUGACUACUGUGAUUCCCACAAACAUAAACAGUGGCAAGGAUAUGCCGCUCUUGCUGCUGCUUCCUAUGCGAAGGCCCUCCUGUCAGUGGUUCCCAUUUACUGGAGCCAGAAGGCAUCCCCUGAACCAAGGGAACCAGUUUGGAUGGUCCCCUUUAGAAAGAACCUGGGGUUUGUGGGUCGGGAAGAAGAAAUCGCCAGAGCUGAAGGAUUGAUCAUGCAACAAGACGGACCUGGCAGAGUUGCUAUCUGCGGACUGGGCGGAGUUGGGAAGACACAGGUGGCACUUGAACUCGCUUACCGUAUGCGAACAGUAGACCCCGAGUGCUCGAUUUUCUGGGUCUCUUGUACCAGCUACGAGAGCGUGGGACAAGCAUACAUGAGCAUCGCCCCAAAGCUAGGAAUGACCGCCAUAAAACCGGCAGAGGCAAAAGAGAAUGUCAAAGCCUAUCUCAGCCAGGGAAAUGCUGGGAAGUGGCUUCUUCUUUCUGAUAACGCAGAUGAUGCGGAGAUGUGGAGCAAGAAUAACACCAAUGCUCCAGGCCAUAUCAUCUUCACCACGUGCAGCCGGAAGAUAGCCGUGAACCUAGCCUCACCUCAUGUGAUUACAAUCUCUGAACCAGACACAGAGACUGCCGUGAAAAUUCUACAGAAUUCACUUGUUGACAGAAUCUCACCUAGUGAUCGCGAUACAGCCACUACUCUACUUGAGCAACUGGCCUUUCUCCCAUUAGCAAUCAUCCAGGCGGCAGCGUACAUUAAUACAAACUACAUUGGCCUCUCUGACUACCUCAUGCUGCUACAGGAGCAGGAACCCGAUGUGAUUGACUUAUUGAGUGAAGACUUUGGGGAUGAAACGCGAUACAAAGACGCCCAGAAUCCCGUGGCUUUAACCUGGUUCAUAUCUUUUCAGCAGAUUCAGCGAUCAAAUCAACUCGCGGUGAACUAUCUGUCAUUUAUGGCCUGCAUCAAUCCUCGCGGCAUUCCACGUUCAUUGCUUCCCCAGCCGAUGUCGAACAAGGAGAAAUUCGAGGCCAUCGGCACCCUCAAAGCGUUCUCCUUUGUUAGCGAAGAGAGUGGGGACCGUUCUCUAAAUUUACACCGACUAGUCCAUCUCGCAACUCGGGACUGGAUGAGAAAGAACCGACAUUUCAGCCUGCAAAUCUUGAAAACUGCAGACCGAUUGAGCGAAGCUUUCCCAAGCAGGGACCACAUCAAUCGGAAAAACCAAGAGAAACAUAUUCACUUGAUUGAGAAUAUCUGGGGAUGUUUGUAUAGCGAUGGCAGAUGGAAAGAAGCAGAAAGGAUGGGGAUGCAGAUGGUAGAGCUCCGCAAGCAAGCACUAGGGCCAGAGCAUCCAUCUAUCAUUACUAGUAUGAACAACCUAGCAUCGACAUACUUGGAACAAGGACGAUGGAAAGAAGCAGAAGAGCUGGAGGUGCAGAUACUACAGCUCAGCAAGCAAGUCUCAGGGCCAGAGCAUCCAACCACCCUUACCAGCAUGAGUAACCUAGCAUCCACAUACCGGAACCAGGGACGAUGGAACGAAGCAGAAGAACUAGAGAAGCAAGAGAUGGCGCUCUGCAAGCAAGUCCUAGGCCCAGAGCAUCCAUCUACACUCAUCAGCAUGAGCAACCUGGCCUCAACAUACUGGAAUCAAGAACAUUGGGAUAAGGCAGAAGAGCCAGGAGAGCGGGUAACAAAGCUCUACAAGCGAGUUCUGGGUCCAGAACAUCCACCGACCCUUACUAGCAUGAGCAACCUGGCCUCAAUAUACCAAGAUCAGGGUCGAUGGAACGAAGCAGAAACGCUAAAGAUACAAGUCUUAGAUCUCCGCAAGCAAGUCCUGGGCCCAGAGCAUCCAGAUACUCUAGUCAGCAUGAACAAUCUAGCCGUCCUAUGGGAACUACAGGGAAAGGCCGAAGACGCCUUAUCUCUGAUGGAAAAUUGCGUAGAGCUCUGCUACAAAUUCUUGGGUCCAGAUCACCCGGAUACCAUCUCCUCGGCAGACAGUCUCAGCGACUGGAGAACAGCACGAAAUUCCCCACCAGCACAACAACCUUAA
This is a messenger RNA of Aspergillus sclerotioniger CBS 115572, 2966 nucleotides long. Its product is annotated as purine and uridine phosphorylase. Lineage: Eukaryota; Fungi; Ascomycota; Eurotiomycetes; Eurotiales; Aspergillaceae. The transcript is spliced from 3 exons. Gene Ontology annotation, molecular function: catalytic activity; protein binding; ADP binding. Bases 81 to 2966 code for a protein of 961 amino acids. Gene Ontology annotation, cellular component: kinesin complex. The record is from RefSeq and is a predicted model, not a curated record. Gene Ontology annotation, biological process: nucleoside metabolic process.